This is a messenger RNA of Crotalus tigris (Tiger rattlesnake), 1801 nucleotides long. It is a transcript of the gene MAP1LC3A, whose product is annotated as microtubule associated protein 1 light chain 3 alpha. Gene Ontology annotation, molecular function: ubiquitin protein ligase binding. Gene Ontology annotation, biological process: autophagosome assembly; cellular response to nitrogen starvation; autophagy of mitochondrion. The transcript has 5 exons. The coding region runs from base 404 to 808 and encodes 134 amino acids. The record is from RefSeq and is a predicted model, not a curated record. Gene Ontology annotation, cellular component: cytosol; autophagosome; autophagosome membrane. Lineage: Eukaryota; Metazoa; Chordata; Lepidosauria; Squamata; Viperidae.
UCGGCUUAAUUCUUUCUCCUGGGGAAGCGAGUCUGCUGCCCGAGGGCGGCAGCAAGAUCGCCGAAGGCAGCCUGGGGCUGAGGCCGGUGCGCCCCUGGCAACGAGGCCGCACUGCAGAAGGGGCGGGAUCGCGCGCCUCCCCUUUAAGGAGGUUGUGGGAUGAAGUCACCGCUGCGCUGCCACCUUCGGGGAUCUGUGUGGCUCAGCUAUCUAAUCGGGAGCAGGCGGCGGCGGCGGCCGAUCGAGGAAGAGGAGGCGCGCGUCGCGGCGUAGCUGCAGUUGCUUUCGGGGGCUCCGGAGACAUCCCCUGCCCUCCCGAAGCGGUUUUUUUUUUAGUCUAACGACGACCUUCUCGUCCGUGCUAAGGCGCGGUGGUCUCGGUAGUGCCCGGUUCUCGGCCGCGAUGCCUUCGGAGCGGCCUUUCAAGCAGCGGCGGAGCUUUUCGGAUCGUUGUAAAGAGGUACAGCAGAUCCGCGAACAGCAUCCAAACAAAAUUCCAGUCAUUAUUGAGAGAUACAAAGGGGAGAAGCAGCUACCUGUUCUGGAUAAGACCAAAUUUCUAGUUCCUGAUCAUGUCAAUAUGAGUGAAUUGGUAAAAAUAAUCCGAUGGGAAUCCUCCAUAAUCCUUUGCCUUCUGCUGUAUAGGCGCCGGCUACAGCUGAAUCCUACCCAGGCUUUCUUCCUAUUGGUGAACCAGCACAGCAUGGUGAGCGUUUCUACUCCAAUCUCUGAGAUCUAUGAGCAAGAGAAGGAUGAAGAUGGCUUCCUUUACAUGGUCUAUGCCUCACAGGAAACCUUUGGGUAUUGAGUGUCACUACCAGAGGACUAAUUCCAAACUGUUGCAGCAACAUCUCUGCCUCCCCACUGCUCCCCACAUUGGCAAGCCCUAUGCAGAGAGAAGCUUUUGGUCCAGGAGCAGCCUGGAAGCAACUGUGUUCCUCCAAUCUCAUAGCACAUCAGACCAAGAUAAUUCAGUGUGUAGGUGUGUGAGAGACCCAUAAAUCUCUGUUUGCAUUGCCUCUGUCUUUUAUGAUUGCUAUACAUUGUCUCCCAUCUUGUUCACGCGGGUGUGUUUGCAGAUGUAUGCACUCUUUCAUAUUAUGUCUUCUUUCUUACUCCAAUGCCAAAUUGAUGGAGCCCCUGGCUGUCUGGCAAAUAAACUGUUUUCCUCACUUAUUAAAACAAGGGAUGUAUUUGUUUGCUAUUAAAGAGCAGAAAAUCAUAAAACAAAAAUAAAUUACUAUAACUUUUAUUGGGAUUUUAUUGGGAGUUUUCAGUUGUUGAUUCUUGGUGCUACACAAUAGAUGUAGGCAUCUUUUCCAGUAUGUUCCCAAAACUAUAUCUUCUAAGUUUAUUACCUUUAAGCACGAGGGGGAUUACAAUUUGCUUGUAUGAUGUAGCCUUUUUAAAAAAAACAAAAACAAGUUUUUUUGCACUUUAAAUUGUUGUAAAAGUGAGGAUGAAAGUAGCUUAAUUUUCACAAAGGUGUCGUAUUUUGCGCUGUUUCUGACAAUGUUUCUAUUUGCCUUUUACAAGGUUUAUUUUUCAAAAGCCAGUCUUUUUUUCCUUUUUUGCUCUUAAUGCAUGCAUGGAUUUUUUUAAAAUCUAUUUUUAAUCCCAUUAUGGCAAACAGGCCAUUUGGCUCAAGGAAUGUACUGAUUUAUAUUGCUACUUUACCUGGUUAUUUUAUAAAAAUAUGAUACCAAAAAGUGUGUAUGACAGAGGAAAAAGAUCUGCCCAGUCAAACCUAUAUAAUUAUCUAUAUAAAUAAAGAUAAAUUAAAAUUCUCUUCUGAUGGAAA